Molecule: messenger RNA, 439 nt
Organism: Oreochromis niloticus (Nile tilapia)
Lineage: Eukaryota; Metazoa; Chordata; Actinopteri; Cichliformes; Cichlidae
Product: V-set domain containing T-cell activation inhibitor 1-like
Exons: 2
Coding region: 8-439 (143 amino acids)
Biological process (GO): negative regulation of T cell proliferation; cell surface receptor signaling pathway; cellular response to lipopolysaccharide
Cellular component (GO): external side of plasma membrane
Source: RefSeq, a predicted model, not a curated record
CUGCUACAUGAAACAUUUAUUCACACCUUAUGAACCAAUCAGGAGCCUCCUACCUGUUCCCACAGCCGCCUCAUUAAUAACAGGAAUUUCCCAGCAUGCCUCGGCUGUGGAGCUGUAUGAGGGAGAGCUGUUUGUCCUGCUGCCCUGUGAGUUUCCCACUUUUGAACUGGACAGCCCCACAGUGGUGUGGAGUCGCUCCAACCUCGGUCCUCCAACCGUCCACCAGCUUCAAGGAGACGAACUGAAAGAUCCAAACCAGCGUUACAGCGGCCGAACAUCCAUGAAGACUGACGCUCUGGAAACUGGAGACCUCAGCCUGAACCUGACCAACCUCCACCCGUCUGACAGCGCCACUUACACCUGCUCCGUCAGAUCAUUUAGACUGAGAGAUGUCCCACUGCAGGUUAAAGGUCAACAUCAAACCAAAACCCUGCUGUAG